ACAGGGGCACUAGCUUUUGCAUUUGCAAAUGUUCUGACAGACCCAAAUGAUUCAAGAUAGAAAGAUGAUCAUCUGGUGUAACCUUUGACAAGUUGUUGCUCUUCUCCGUGUUCCGUCCCAUGUUGGUGCAAAAUCCAUGUCGGGAAUCAUCGAUUUGGUAGUCUAUGCCCUUAGUUAUACGCAUUGCUUUUAGAAUCAGAGGGUGGUAGGUUAUGGUCAUCGAAAGAGUGUGUGAGACGGGACUAAUCUGAAGCAUUCUUUUCCAAAAGGAAUUUGUUGAACAAACCAACCAUAAGAACAUGGAGGCAGCUGGAAUCCUUUUCCCAGCAUGCUUAUUGCUCAAGAGGAGUGCACUGCUGUUCUGGGGCCUCCUCCUGGUCAUUGGCUUCAUGACAAUUGUACCAUUACUGGUUCUGGGCGAAGCAUCUUCUGUGCAAACGACCAACACCUUGCAAGAUCCGAGAGUGAUGCGACUUUCAGCAGAGUGGCAGCCGCGGCGAAUUCUGCAAGACCGACAGUCCCCCAAAAGCUAUCCACCUCCAGAGGCCAAUGCGCUUUUCACCCCUCGCCGUUCAUCUCCACCAGCGCACAAGAAUGUGAACCGGGGCGCGAAGGGGUCCUCUCCAAGCCGGUCGAAGCCACCUCCACGCGGUUAAUUUAAUUCGGAGAUCUGUGAACGGAGUCGAAACGACAGAAAAAUUGGAAGAAAAAUUAUCAAAACUCGUGUAAAUCCUUGUAAUUUUGUAGCGAGGCUAGAAGUUCCGCCCAGUGCAGAGCAGCUCCACGGGGGGGCAUUGCAGUCCAAACAGUUCGUAGCAUAGAACCACUACAAGUUGAGCUGAUUCUACCGCACGAGUGUUGCGUCUGGGCAGCUCGAUGCAUGGACAAGCUCCAGAAAAGGGCCGAAAUCUGAUCAGCCACUGCAGUCCUCUAAAGACGAAACUCUACCAUCACGCAUAUAUCAACACAGAUAUCACUAUUUUUGCAGCAUAAAAAGAAUUUGACCUUACCAUCUAAUUUUUUUUAAAUAAUAAAUAUUAUCUUACAAGAUAAAAAGUUAUACAUAGAAUCUAAUAAAAAUAUGUUAAUACUUAAAGGAUUUUUUUAAAGCAUGCA
Molecule: messenger RNA, 1116 nt
Organism: Physcomitrium patens
Lineage: Eukaryota; Viridiplantae; Streptophyta; Bryopsida; Funariales; Funariaceae
Source: RefSeq, a predicted model, not a curated record